Messenger RNA from Chelonoidis abingdonii (Abingdon island giant tortoise), 254 nucleotides. NCBI's taxonomy places the organism in Eukaryota, Metazoa, Chordata, Testudines, Testudinidae. The record is from RefSeq and is a predicted model, not a curated record.
GCGUGGGCUUUGCCAUGAGGCAGAUAGCGAACCUGACCAAGCCCACCUGCGUCAUCGAGCUGGAGGGCAACAAGAUCAUCGUGAAGACCCUGAGCACCUUCAAGAGCACAGAGAUCAGCUUCAAACUGGGGGAGGAGUUCGAUGAGACGACGGCCGAUGACAGACAUGUCAAGGUAGGAGGAACAGUUGGCACCGAGGACAAACAGGACACACACAGGGCAGCCCUAGCCACCAGAUGAGGAUGCUGCUAGACA